This is a messenger RNA of Dichomitus squalens LYAD-421 SS1, 1836 nucleotides long. RefSeq lists its product as uncharacterized. The transcript has 4 exons. The record is from RefSeq and is a predicted model, not a curated record. Lineage: Eukaryota; Fungi; Basidiomycota; Agaricomycetes; Polyporales; Polyporaceae. Bases 10 to 1836 code for a protein of 608 amino acids. Gene Ontology annotation, molecular function: protein binding.
CCGACGCCCAUGUCUCUCCUCAAUCUCUCGCCAGAGCUCGUUGUUCAUAUACUCUCUUAUCUCCACUACACCGACCUUCAUGCUUGUAAGCGAGUCAACGUUGCCCUCAACCGGCUCAUCCAGGGCAGCGUGCUCCUGCAGUACUCGAUGCAGCUUCAGCUCUCGGGUUACGAGGACAAUCCCAGCUCAACCAUGGUCAUCUUGGAUAAGCUGAAGCUCUUGAAGCAGCAAGAGUCUGCGUGGUCGCGUCUUGACUUUCAGACGCAAACGUCUGUGCGCAUACCGUUCAACCCGUCGAGCAUCUAUGAUCUUACGGAUGGUGUUCUCCUCCUGGGCGAGUCCGUCUCCGGCAUUCAGUCUGGUGCGGACAAGAUUCGGUGGACACGACUCUCUGAUCUAGUUGCUGUGGACGCACGUCGUGAACAUUGGGAAAAGAUCGACGUCGGAGCCCACAUCAUCGAUGUAGGGCUCGCCGUUCAGGAGCAUGACCUCAUCGUGGUCGCCACCGAUCGAGAAACGGAUGAUCACCAGACUGUCUUCGAGCUACGCUUGAUACAGCUAUCUACCGGUCUCAGUCACCCACUCGCCUCCUCACCACUGCUGACCCUAGCAACAAUACCUUCGCCUCCUGAACAAGUGGCCGGUCAAUGCAGUGUAUGCAUUGAGAUUAUCGGUGAUCUGCUAUGCUUCAUGUUUCACUAUCCAUCUGGAUCCACGACCCCUCCUGCUAUGUUCGAAGUAUACAAUUGGAAGACUGGGCAAUGCUUGCAGCUACGUGGGAUCGAUUGUCCGAGCUAUUCCACGUUCACGUUCCUGGCCCCCGAUAUCAUAGCGCUACCAAAUUGCACAGACAACGCUAUCGAACUAUGUCGCAUAGGCGCUCGACCCGGGAAAGACGGCAAACCGCUGGAGCUCCAGACUUCCUGCAUUCUCCAGCUUCCCCGGCUUGGGACGGGGCACUCGAUCGCUCAGGUCACUUGUCGGUCAGAACCGAAGAUGACGAAUGCGACACGGAACGCGCGACCGUUUCGCUCCAAAGAGCCAUUCCAUCUAAAUCCCAAGAACGCGAUAGUCAUCUUCAACGUCAUGACGCAUGACAGCCAUGGCUUCCACGAGUGCCUCACGCUGAUUGUACACACGGCUUCCCUUCUCUCCGCUCUCUCCGCCAAGAAACCUCCCACAAUCUCAAUAUCUGUAGACGGAAUCCCUAUCGCCGGGUUGAGCGAUUUGCCGUCGGACGACCCAACUCCUCGCAUCCCCUGGGCGCAAUGGGGCCCCCGCUCCUGUCGGUGGCUGGAAACGUCGUUCGGCGCGAGCCGUUGGAUAACGACAACGUGUGGGCAACGUUACGUUACGGUGGAAGAAGACCCCAUCGAGGAUGACUCAACGCGCUCAACGAUCGUCGUGUACGACUUCAACCCACACACCGUCCGCCGUCUCGCGGCCGCGCACCGCAAGAAACGGCGGCGGCUUCGCGGGUACUGGGACGUCUCACUGCCCGAGGGCGAGCUCGCGGUGGGCAGCGUGGAGGGUGUGGCAACGUUUGCACGCCUCGAGGACGCGGUGCUCAUCCCGUUCACGGACCCGAAGACGAGGGUCAUUGGGCAGAUUCAGUGCGAGCCGACGGAGCUCAUGGCGGGGUACGCGACGGAGUAUAGAAUAUUCGACGAAACUGUGCGGACGAGCUUGCCUUUUGCGCAGCUGAGUUCGUUUGAGACGUUCGCUUAUGGCGCCGUAUUGUUGGACAGGAAUAUGAUCAUUGGAGUGAAGCUGAAUGACUCCGACGACAUCAAAGAAUUGGUAAUCCAUUCCAUUGGGUCGGGUCGCGCAGGAUAG